UAGUUUACCUUGAAGAAACCCAAAAUAAAAUGGAAGUCUACAUAUGUUGAAAAAGAUGCAUGGUCAUGGGGGCUAUGACUCUGAUUUUAGCGAUGAUGAACACUGUGGAGAAUCUAGCAAAAGGAGAAAAAGGACAGUUGAAGAUGAUUUACUGCUCAAAAAGCCAUUUCAGAAAGAAAAACAUGGAAAGGUGGCCCAUAAACAAGUUGCAGCAGAAUUGCUGGAUAGGGAAGAAGCAAGAAAUAGAAGGUUUCAUCUCAUAGCUAUGGAUGCUGUAUCCUUUUUAUAUUUCUAG
Molecule: messenger RNA, 295 nt
Organism: Galeopterus variegatus (Sunda flying lemur)
Lineage: Eukaryota; Metazoa; Chordata; Mammalia; Dermoptera; Cynocephalidae
Product: protein FRA10AC1-like
Exons: 4
Coding region: 44-295 (83 amino acids)
Source: RefSeq, a predicted model, not a curated record